AUGAUAGUUGAUUCUGAAGAACGUUAUGAGCGAAGCUCGUCACCGCGCGGCCACGUGGCCUCGCCGCCGCCGCCUCGCACCGCAGCGCCGCCGCCAACACCAGCGCCAGACUCGCCGCAGCAACCACCGUCCCAGCCCCCGACGCAACAAGAGCCGCUGCGACCAGCCUCUCCGCGCCCAGGUCCGUCGUCUGCUCCAGAUCUACCAGAGACACAAGCCCAGGUACUUUCGUCUUCAGCGGGGGAUCAAGAACUCGAUGACGACAUUUUGCUAAUGCUAGGUGAUGCUCCAAAACCAGAACUGGCGUUAGGCGACAGCAUACACAAGGACGUGGCCAGUAGGUGGCAUGAAAUCUUACUAAAAGGUUUACAAAAGGAGGUUAAAGAAAAGCCUUUUCAAGAGUACCUCGUGCCCAGCAAUUGUGACCUCUUAGUUGCUCCUACGCUUAACGCCGAAGCUAAAGCGGCAUUAACAGAUAGUUCAAUAAAAAGAGAUCAUGCCAUAAUGGAAAAACAGAAGCAAUUAGGAAUUGCUCUGUCUGCUCUGGCGCAGGCCAUGGAUCAAUUGCUUAAACCAGAUGCAUCUGUGCAAACAAUCUUGAAACCAGUCAGUGAUGCUUGUCGUAUCUUAUGCGAUAGUCACUACUUAGAAACAAAAACACGUCGCUACUUCGUAGUUUCGUCAAUUAACACCGUUCUGAAAGAGACGCUUACUAAUACGGUUAGAGACGGUUUCCUUUUCGGAGAUAAUGUAUCUGACAAAUUAAAAGCCGCUCAAUCUAUUCAAAAGUCUGGUGAAACAUUAAAACACACACCUAAACCGGUUAACAAUCGUUUUAAUAAAAAUAAUUUUGUACUUAACAAAAAGUCGCAGAAAAACAAUUUAAACUUCAAACCCCUGCAUCAAAGGACGCAGAGCAAGCCCGAUGCAGGGCACUACCGGCCGUCGCCGCGCUCCAGCCGCCCGAGCAGCGUCCGCCCCCCACGCUGCUCCUACUCGCCGCGCCGCCGCAGCUACCGGAGCUACAGGAGACAGCUGAACACGAGGUACGGUACGCAGGACGAUUACGAAACUAUACCCAUAAAUGGGCACAGAUCACUUCUGACCCUACGAUUCUUGAAUGGACCCAGGGGUAUAAGAUUCCUUUUACCUGUGCCUACCAGAAGAGAUUGUCCUGCUGUUUAUUCCAAGACAAGAUCGGAAAGAUCUGACUAUGAAAAAGCUAUCAAUAAACUUUUAGAAAUCAAUGCCAUUUCAAUGUGCGAGCAUGAUCCCGACGAAUUCAUUUCUAGUAUUUUUCUGAUCGGUUGA
Molecule: messenger RNA, 1311 nt
Organism: Cydia splendana
Lineage: Eukaryota; Metazoa; Arthropoda; Insecta; Lepidoptera; Tortricidae
Exons: 2
Coding region: 1-1311 (436 amino acids)
Source: RefSeq, a predicted model, not a curated record